This is a messenger RNA of Sapajus apella (tufted capuchin), 1274 nucleotides long. Its product is annotated as aflatoxin B1 aldehyde reductase member 3. The record is from RefSeq and is a predicted model, not a curated record. Gene Ontology annotation, molecular function: oxidoreductase activity. The coding region runs from base 115 to 1110 and encodes 331 amino acids. Lineage: Eukaryota; Metazoa; Chordata; Mammalia; Primates; Cebidae. The transcript is spliced from 7 exons.
UGUGGGCGGGGCCCGAGCCCGUCCCUAAAGCCACGGGACCGCCCGCUCCGGGGCUGGAGCUGCCGUCCGCUGCGCGCUGCGCCCGGGUUGUCGCCGUCUCCCGUUGCCGCCGUCAUGUCCCAGCAGCUGUCCCGGGCCCGGCCCGCCACGGUGCUGGGCGCCAUGGAGAUGGGGCGCCGCAUGGACGCGCCCACCAGCGCCGCAGCCAUGCGCGCUUUCCUGGACCGCGGCUACACCGAGAUAGACACCGCCUUUGCCUACGGCGACGGCCAGUCCGAGACCAUCCUGGGCGGCCUGGGGCUCGGGCUGGGCGGCGGCGACUGCAGAGUGAAAAUUCAUACCAAGGCCAAUCCACUGUUUGGGAACUCACUGAAGCCUGACAGUCUCCGGUUCCAGCUGGAGACAUCGCUGAAGCGGCUGCAGUGUCCCCGAGUGGACCUCUUCUACCUGCACAUGCCAGACCACAGCACCCCGGUGGAAGAGACACUGCGUGCCUGCCACCAGCUGCACCAGGAGGGCAAGUUCGUGGAGCUUGGCCUCUCCAACUAUGCUGCCUGGGAAGUGGCUGAGAUCUGUACCCUCUGCAAGAGCAACGGCUGGAUCCUGCCCACUGUGUACCAGGGCAUGUACAACGCCAUCACCCGGCAGGUGGAACCGGAGCUCCUCCCCUGCCUCAGGCACUUUGGACUGAGGUUCUAUGCCUACAACCCUCUGGCUGGGGGCCUGCUGACCGGGAGGUACAAGUAUGAGGACAAGGAUGGGAAACAGCCCCUGGGCCGCUUCUUUGGGAAUAGCUGGGCUGAGACCUACAGGAAUCGCUACUGGAAGGAGCAUUACUUCGAGGCCAUUGCCCUGGUGGAGAAGGCCCUGCAGGCCGCGUAUGGCGCCCACGCCCCCAGCAUGACCUCGGCUGCCCUCCGGUGGAUGUAUCACCACUCACAGCUGCAGGGUGCCCACGGGGACGCGGUCAUCCUGGGCAUGUCCAGCCUGGAGCAGCUGGAGCAGAACUUGGCAGCGGCAGAGGAAGGGCCCCUGGAGCCGGCUGUCGUGGACGCCUUUCAUCAAGCCUGGCAUUUGGUUGCCCUCGAAUGUCCCAACUACUUCCGCUAGGCCCACUGUGGCUGAGGCUGCCCCAGGCUUUUCUGUCACCUCCUUUGCUCACACUUUCUCUAAUUUAGAACUGCCUCAAUAAAUUCUUAGGAACAGAACUAUUUGGACAAAAAUCUAACAGUAGAGUCACCACCAAAUGAAGAAUAAAACCUCCCAAGAUGCUG